AGGCCUGAGGAAGCAACAGCCCCAGAGCCCUCCCACUCCUGUGCCAGAGCAGGAAGGACACUCGGUGACGUGGCCUGUGACUUCCUCUCAGAUAAGGGACUUUCCUAAACCCGGGACCUCUACAGGAAAGUGGCCCCAGCGCUGACAAAGGGCAGGGCUGGGACGGGCCUGCCCGGACUCUGCCUCCAGAUGUCCAGUAUCAGAGUCCCAGAAGGCUACGACAUAUAUCAACGACCUUUCCACUUCCACUUUAAAAACCUACUCCGAGCCUAUGGUCGAAACCGUACCUUCAUCUGCUACGAGGUGGAGAGACAGGAUGGCGGCUCAUUUGUGUCCGUGGCCAGCGGGGUCUUUACAAACCAGUUUUGCCACCGCCACGCAGAACUGCUCCUCCUCUCCUGGCUGAGGCAGCUCCUGUCCCCCCGGGAGCAUUACCACGUCACCUGGUUCAUGUCCUGGAGCCCCUGCGCAGGCUGCGCGCGGGCGGUGGCCGACUUCCUGCAGGAGCACCGCACCACCGUGCAGCUGAGCGUCUUCGCCGCCCGCCUCUACUACCACUGGGACCCCAAGUUUCGGGAGGGGCUCCGCCGCCUGAGCCACCUGGGGGCCCAGGUGGACAUCAUGUCCUUCCAGCACUUCAGAUACUGCUGGGACAACUUUGUAGACAAUCAGGGAACGCCUUUUAGGCCUUGGAAGGAACUGCAACGAAAUUAUCGUUCCCUGGUCACAAUACUCAAAGAUAUUCUCAGAGUCCCAGAAGGCUACUACAUAUAUAGACCAACUUUCUACUUCCACUUUAAAAACCUACUCCGAGCCUAUGGUCGAAACCGUACCUUCAUCUGCUACGAGGUGAAAAAAAGUUUUCGUGGCUAUUUUUUCCACGUGGCCAGCGGGGUCUUUACAAACCAGUUUGAACCCGGGCCUCAAAUCCACCCAGAACUGCUCCUCCUCUCCUGGCUGGAGCAGCUCCUGUCCCCCCGGGAGCAUUACCACGUCACCUGGUUCAUGUCCUGGAGCCCCUGCGCAGGCUGCGCGCGGGCGGUGGCCGACUUCCUGCAGAAGCACCACACUGUGCAGCUGAGCGUCUUCGCUGCCCGCCUCUACUACCACUGGGAGCCCGAGUACCGGGAGGGGCUCCGCCGCCUGGGGGCCCAGGUGGACAUCAUGUCCUUCGAGGACUUCAGAUACUGCUGGGACAACUUUGUAGACAAUCAGGGAACGCCUUUUAGGCCUUGGAAGGAACUGCAACGAAAUUAUCGUUCCCUGGUCACAAUACUCAAAGAUAUUCUCAGGCCCGUAUUUACAACCAGUAAUGGCUACAACCUGGAGCUGGGCCACAGAGCUGCUCAGUGCUAAAAACACAGAAGGAAGCGCUCCCCAGAGGUGGAAUGAACCCCUUAAAGAGACUGCCUCCCCCACCUGUUUAAACAAAGCCCACCCAGCCCGGGUUCCUGCAGCUGAGCUGCUGUUCCUGGAAUCUGCUGACUCCUUUGCUCUCCGCCCUGGCUCCUAAAUCACUAGCACCCAGGUCCCCAGAGGACGCAGCAGUCAAGAGAGGUCGCCUCCGUGGCCUGGCUGACCUGUUACAGGGCAGGGAGAGGGGCAUCCGCCGCAUCCACACAAAACAUGAGACUCUAAUGAAAAGGAACCUUAAUUCAAUCUACAAUCGGUAAACAACACGGGAAAGGCAAGGAAUAUAGUUUCUAUAUCAAGCACCCAAAGCCGCCCGUCCCCUUGUGGGUAAAAGUCCACCCAGACGGGCUUGGCCCAGAGCAAGGCCCGAAAGCUGCCAUGAGUCUAAAGCACCUUCCCGUGGGGACCCACAGAGAAGGACCAGAAACAACCAGACAAGUCUGGAAGGAAAAGAGCAAAGGGCCCCGGGGCCUCUGGAGUGUGUCCUGUCACCUGCUGUAAAAACUUCAUUUCUGAGCAGAAAAAAAAAAAAAAGACAAACGUGCAGGCAACAGCAGCUCUGAGGUUUAAAGCAGGAGGGGAAGGGAAAGGCAAUCACCACAGGGCGGGAAGAGCUCAGGGGAUGGGGUGGUGUGCUCCUAGGAGGUCUGUGGACAACACCUGGGGGGAUGAAAUGCUGUGAAAAUAUGAACAACAAUGUAAAAAAGUUAAUAAAAAGAAAAAAACAUUUUUUUAAUAAA
Messenger RNA from Talpa occidentalis (Iberian mole), 2153 nucleotides. RefSeq names its product DNA dC->dU-editing enzyme APOBEC-3F-like. The transcript has 8 exons. Lineage: Eukaryota; Metazoa; Chordata; Mammalia; Eulipotyphla; Talpidae. Gene Ontology annotation, biological process: defense response to virus; negative regulation of single stranded viral RNA replication via double stranded DNA intermediate; cytidine to uridine editing. Bases 190 to 1356 code for a protein of 388 amino acids. Gene Ontology annotation, molecular function: RNA binding; zinc ion binding; cytidine deaminase activity. Gene Ontology annotation, cellular component: cytoplasm; nucleus; P-body. The record is from RefSeq and is a predicted model, not a curated record.